AUGGAAUGCAAAUUGGUUGAAGACUGUCAACAUAAUACGUCUUUGCCACUGCCAACUGCACGUCAAAAUUAUAGUUUGUAUUUACCGUUGUCUACUCCACCUGAUUCAACACCGAUGACAAGUCCUCUAAUCAGUGAUCCAACAUCUACGGUAACUGAUUCUAAACGGGACACUCCACAAAUUUCACACAACAGACGUGAAACACCGGAAGGAUUUAUCAUGCCACACAAUCCAGAAAUUAGCCCAAAUCAAUUAAAUUUGACAAGUGAAUCAGAGACUUCAUUUUUGUCACUAGUUCCUAAUAAGCUAAUCGAUUUAACAACCCCAACAUCCUCUCACUAUAUACCAGCAGUAAAUAGCAGUGUAAGAAACGCGAAAUCCUCUAUCGAUUUUUUAGCGGAUAUGAAUAAUGAAACUUUAAUGUUAAAUCAAUCAAAAUGCUACACUCCAAUGGUAUUCAUUUCAAAAAAAACAUCGCCAUAUCCGUUGAUGGAAAAAAUUAUUUCUUCCAGUCAAACUAUGGGAUCAUUUGACAGAAAACAACAAGGAGAUAAUUGCGCUCAAUUAGAUGUAAUUUCCGAUAACCAUCAUGUUUUAAAAUGGGAUUAUGCUGGAGAUAUAGCUUCGAAUCAUCAACUAGGUGUUCCAAGAAUUAUUUCACACUCUAGUCUAUCUUGUAAUCCUGUUGAUUAUGUUGAUUAUGGGAAUUAUGAUGUCAAUAUGACAAUGACAUGGCCUACUUCUAGCCCACAUAUUUCUCCAUCUUCUGGAUAUGGUUAUGCGGUUCGUAGGAAAUAUAACUUCAGUACAAGAACUAAUUCUAAUAGAAAUAGGAAUGAAUCAUCAAAGAGAAAAGGAUUUAAUGAAUUCUCUUCAACUACAAUUAAUCAUGGUUCAUUUAUAUCUAGUCCAGAUCCUGAAGAUGAAUUACAUAAUUUACCAUUGAAUAAUUCAAUCGAUCAAAUCAAUCAUUUUAUUCAUCAUCAUCAUCAUCAUCAUCAUCAUCAAUCACCAUUGAAUGAUUUCAAUAUUGAUUUAUUUGAUCAUUUAGAAAGUGAUGAAGAUCAGAUCAAAUCUAAUCACAAUACAAAUAGUAGUGAAUUUAGUUUAAAUGAUGAAAAUUUUUAUCAUAAUAUAGAAAAAUGUAAUUUAAAUAAGAUUCAUAUGAAUAAAAGUCAAUCUGUAAUUGAAUUACAUAAUCAUACGAAUAUGACUAAAAGAACUACUGAAAAGUAUUUCAGUAAUCUAUUACAUAAUAUAGAUCAUUAUAUAAAUGGAUCACAUAUAAUUACAUCUAUGCAUAAUGAUUGGUUUAGAAAUAAAUUAUCUAAACCAUCUAUUCAAACAAUAAAUACAUUGAAAUCAAUCAAUAUCAAUCAUCAAAUGAUUACCAAUAAUGUAAUAAAUAAUAAUAAGAAUAAUGAUGAUAAUAUAAAGGAGAAUAAUGAGCAGGAAAUUUUGGCGAAUUCUUCAGUGCAUAGUAACUGCAGACUUGUGAACGAAUUAAAUGAAAAUAAUAAUAAUAAUAAUAAUAAUAAUAAUAAUAAUAACGACGAAUUACAGUCACCUUUAGAGGAUAAUCAACAUGAUUUAUCUUCAUUACAAACUACAUCUGUAUUGAAUACCACAGAAACUGAUCCUUUUUUACACACAAACAAUAACAUACCUAUUCAAGAAAUUUCAACAGUUCAACCAUCAGCAUGUUCAAAAGACUUCUCUAAACUGCCUUUGAAUGAUUUUAAUGAAUCAGAAGAAAUGUGCUAUAUUGUAGAUGGUGUACUUUCAUCAAUACAAGAUACAAAUAAUUACUCAGCUAUUACAACAGUAACACCAUUAAAUGAAAACCUAUAUUAUCAAAAUGGUUUUGAUGCAGAAUCGGAAGGUUGUAGAAGUAGUGUUAUAAUGGAUGAAAAUUGCGAGAAAGAAAUUUCCCCUAAUGAUUAUGAUGUCUAUAAUGAACUUGAUCAUUUAUUGAUCAAAAAUACUGAUAUAAAAAUCGAUGAAAUUUCCAAAUCAUUGACACCAUCUAUUCGAAAUGAUAAAAUAUCAAUGAUAACAACAACAACAACAGCAAAUGAGAUAAGUAUUUGUAAAAGUAUUCAGAAUGAUAUGUUAAGUACUGAAUGUAAAUUGUUAUCUAACGUUUAUCCUACAAUCUUCUCUACUGGGAUGGAAUUAGUUACUCACUAUACUACUCAUAAUACACCAUAUAUACAAUAUGCUGCAUCUAAAAUUAAAUCAAACAAUCUGCCUGAAUAUAUACCUUCACAAUAUAGCAAUUUAUCUAUGAAUGGAUAUCAAACAUAUCAUUCCAAUCAUGUAAUACAAAAUAUACCAACCUGUGUCACUGUAUUCAGUCAAACUGACACAACUUCAAUGAAACAAGAACAUUGUCUUUCAUUAAAUUCUGUUGAAAAUAAAGUUCCCCAAAAUAAAUUUAAUGAAACUGAGAUAGUCAGUAGAGAAAAUAAUGGUAUACAUAGAACGUCCCAUAUACCUAAGACUUCUACGAGGCAAACUAUUGAUUUAUCUUCUUUGAAUUUGAAUAAACAAAGCAAAGAUUUAUCUUCAAUAUACCACCAUCAUAUUAGAUCAACUGUUACAUCAUCAUGUAAUACAGGAAUUACUUCUUGUACAUUAAUAAGUCAAAAUAUGAAAGUUCAACAUAAUGAAAAUGAUCAUUUAACAUGUAAACAUUAUCUAUUUAAAGAUAAUUUUCAAUCAAAUUCAGUUAUAUUAAGUCCUAUCUGUACUAGUCAACCUAUAACAGAUCAUCGAAUAGUUCAAAAUGAUGUUAAUGUAUACAAAAUGAAAUGUGUUCCUACACAUUUAUGCAAUCAUUCAGAAGAUAAUGUUAAGAAGUUCGAUACUAAGUUAGUUCAGACCACUGAUUUAAGCGAUGAAAAUACGUGUCCAUGUUAUCAUACCUAUAGAAUCCAACCUAAUACAGUUAAUUAUUCAAGAAUAAAAACAUCCACAAUUAAUCCUGAAUGGGUUGAACAACUACUUACUCAUAAUACAAUGCUUAACAACAAUAAGAAAUCUUCUCAAGAAAAUAAGAAACAUGAUAUUACACAAUCUAUUUGUAUGACACCAAGAUCAACUCUUAUAGCUCAAUUGAGAUAUAUAUUAUUAAAACAAAAACUUAAAUUAUUACAUACACGAGAUGCUUAUUAUUUAAGAAGGCGUAUUGUAAAUCAUCUUGAAAAGUUUUUAAAUCAAAUAGUUUCAUCAAAUACAUUACCUUUAUCAAAUUCUGUACCAGAUGAUUGGGAUACAGAUACCGAAUCUUUAUUAUCGGAUUUAUUCGAAAAAGAUAUCGAUCCUAUAUCAAAUGAGUUAAAUACUGGAAGUAGUCCGAAACUAAAAUCAUCAACACAAAAAUGUAAAUUAUUAACUAAUGAACAUGAAGACAAUGAACAAAUUAAUAAGAAAAUGUUAAACAAAGGAUCAUCAUCUUCAUAUGAUAGAGAAAUAUCUAAUAGAAAUGCUCACUUUGAGGAAGCUCAAAAAGAUGUUCAACAGUCUGAUAACCCAAGCAACAUACAAAAAGUGUCAAGUAUUUCAGUUGUAGAUAAGAAUGGAUGUAAAGAUAAUGAUAAACAAUUCACUGAUAUUAAGAAGCAAUCAGAGAAUCAAUUAAGUAAAAUGGAUAUGACUGUACGUGUCAAUCAACCUUCAUCUUUAUCAAUAUGUAAGAAUUUGAACGAAACAUUAUCAAGGUUCAUCCAUCGUGAUCAUCAUGCUAAAAAUGAAAAGUCACUCAAUGAUCAUUUUUCAUUAAAUACCAACAUUCGAUUAUAUCCGUCCUCAGAAAAUAUAGUGAAUGGCAUAUGUGCAGCAUUAGGUGGUAUAUCUUGGUUUCAACCUUUCAAUGAUAAUUAUAUAAAUAAAGGAAAACACCAAUCAAUAAGAAAUCAUUCAGUGAUCAGACAUACCAAAUUAAAUGAUCAUUUUGAUUUGAAACAUAAUCUAAAAUCAUCUAAUGAAUUUCAUUUGAAUAAUAAAAGUUUACAUAUUUUAAACAAACCUAACAAUGUACAUACAUCUAAGAUCUCAUAUUGUAUGCCAACUAAUAAUAAAGAUCUAAAAAGUGAUCAUAAUGAAAUGAAUGAUAUGUGUUCAUGUCAAUGUUAUAUAGAAGAAUCUCCUGAUAUAAUAAGUGACAAGAAUCAAGAACAAACUAUAACAUCGGAAUCGAUUGUAGAUAUGCAACCUCACCAUAUGGAGAAUAUAACACUACAUACUGUGGAAAAUUUGGCUUACGAAGGGAAAGCCAGUAACUUGUCAAAUCCGAAAAUAACUUAUGAAAUUAGCGAUAAUCCGGAUGGUUGUACAGAUAUUCAGGAUAUAUUUCGAAAAAAAAUGUCAUCAUGGAUAUCACGAAGUGAAGAACGUCAAAGACGUUUACGUUUUCUUAUUCAGGAACGUCACUAUCGAAAAGAAGGAGAUAUGAAGCGAGCUGAAGUCUUACAUUCAGCUGUAUCAAAUAAUUUUUCAAAACGACCAUCUAUAUCUCACUUGAAUCAGUCAUGUAAUAAUCACUUUGGUAACGGAAUUCAUUCAAAUGGUGAUAGUGAACUUCGUUGCCUUGAUCAUUCACAUUGUUCAGCUGUUGGAUCCGUACUAACAAACAGAAAUAAUAGUAAUAAUUAUUUUAAGACAGCUAAUUCUGACAAGGUUUUUAAACGUAAUGUCAUAAAAAAUCCCAGUCGAAAAUCUCAAGUUGGUGUUAGAUAUGAUCGAAAACAGUCAAUACAAGAAGAACAUCGACCUAGAUUAUAUCAUAAUUCUAUACAGAAUCAAGUUAAUCAACAAAAAAUUAAAUUGGCUCAAUUACGUGUUAAUCGACUCCGAAUGAAAAUAUACAGUGAAAAAAUUCUACGUUCUGUACUUCAUGGUAAUUCAUCGUCAAUAAUAUUCAAAGAAAUUUAA
This is a messenger RNA of Schistosoma spindalis, 4935 nucleotides long. The record is from the annotation of a GenBank genome assembly. Lineage: Eukaryota; Metazoa; Platyhelminthes; Trematoda; Strigeidida; Schistosomatidae.